Drosophila nasuta is the source of this 1430-nucleotide messenger RNA. RefSeq names its product alpha-2-macroglobulin receptor-associated protein. The transcript has 5 exons. Gene Ontology annotation, cellular component: endoplasmic reticulum; endomembrane system. NCBI's taxonomy places the organism in Eukaryota, Metazoa, Arthropoda, Insecta, Diptera, Drosophilidae. Gene Ontology annotation, biological process: regulation of receptor-mediated endocytosis. Gene Ontology annotation, molecular function: low-density lipoprotein particle receptor binding; heparin binding; receptor antagonist activity. The record is from RefSeq and is a predicted model, not a curated record. The coding region runs from base 73 to 1218 and encodes 381 amino acids.
GAGCUUCUCAGUGGAGGAGGAAGAACAGCUAGCUGGAAGAUUUGAUCGGUUUUUUUUUGCUACAGAAGAAUCAUGACGAAAACGUGUCACUUGUCUAUUGUGGCACUUGUGGCCUUUUGCAUUUUAAUUGCAACGCAAUGUGCAAAUGCCGACAAGAAGCAGAGCAAAAAAUAUAGCAAAGAGGCAAAUGACCCGCAUUUCAAACAAGUCAUCAACGAGAAAUAUGAGCCGGAAAUUCGGAAUCUCCAGCGACCAUUUCGCAUGGCUAAAUUGAAUCUCGUCUGGGCCAAGGCGCAAAAUCGCUUGACUGAGAGCAAAAUCAAAUCGCUGUACAUGGAGUUAAAGAUACAUGAUAAGGAGGAGAUUACGUGGAAGCAAAUUAGUAGCCAAGUGAAGGAUAAAGAUGGCAUCAAAGAAAACGAAUUGCGGCAAAAGUUAAUUGGCAUCAUGAGUAGCUACGAUUUGCUGGAACACUUUGACGACACACAGGAUGUGGAGAAAAUAAAACCCUAUAAGAAAUUCCACGAUCCCGAGGAGCGUCACAAGAACAAAAGUCUUUUCAAAGAUAAGAAACUGAAUAGGCUAUGGGAAAAGGCAGAGCUCUCUGGCUUCACGGCUGACGAAUUGAAAUCUUUAAAGCAAGAGUUUGACCAUCAUCAAGACAAGGUGGAUGUCUACUAUAGCUUGCUAGAACAUGUUGGCACCAUGGACACUGACAAACAUGAAAAUGCCAUUAACACUGAGGAUUUGGAUACUUAUAAUCUCAUAUCGAAUGAUCCCAACGAGAAUGAAAUAAACUCACAUCAGCAAAAUGUGCAGAAAUUCCAGAAUGAUUUGAAUUCCCUGCGCGGUCAUCAUACAGGUAUUAAGGAUCAUUAUGAUCGCUUGGAACGUCUAGUAUCAUCUGGACCGCACAGUCAGGACUUUAUUGAACCCAAGGUUCAGGGUUUGUGGCGUGUGGCACAAGCAAGUAAUUUUACGGAUAAGGAACUGGCUUCCAUUAAGACCGAACUGCAUCAUUUCGAGAGUCGUUUGCUAAAAUUGCGUCAUUUGCAUGCUGAGCACGCGUUGCACAAAGAGAAAUACAAGGAUGAGAAGCACAAGGAUAAGAGCAAUCGCUUUGAAGACAUGGAGGAUCAGCUGAAGAAACAAACGCGCAAAGUUGAAAAACUUCAGGAGAAUAUUGAGAAAACCAUCUUCAAGCACACAGAACUCUAAUUUUUAGAGUCGAAAGAUUGAUAUUGAAACCAUGACAUGGUCAAGCGAGCAAAUUAGAUUUUAAGUGCAAUUAAUCUCUGAAGCAAUUGUUUAGUUUAGCACAAACUAAUUUAGCUUACUAUUUUUUAUACCAAAAUAGGCAGCUCUCAAGCAGCAUUUAUAUUAAUGUUUAACCCAAAAAAAACUGAAUUAAAAUGAGAAUGAAGUAGAAA